Rhineura floridana is the source of this 1796-nucleotide messenger RNA. RefSeq names its product FOS like 1, AP-1 transcription factor subunit (gene FOSL1). The transcript is spliced from 4 exons. Gene Ontology annotation, molecular function: DNA-binding transcription factor activity, RNA polymerase II-specific; RNA polymerase II cis-regulatory region sequence-specific DNA binding. The record is from RefSeq and is a predicted model, not a curated record. Lineage: Eukaryota; Metazoa; Chordata; Lepidosauria; Squamata; Rhineuridae. Gene Ontology annotation, biological process: regulation of transcription by RNA polymerase II. Gene Ontology annotation, cellular component: nucleus. The coding region runs from base 177 to 1100 and encodes 307 amino acids.
CUCCGGGGCGGGGUUUCCCACCCGAAGACGCUGAGUGGCGGCUUGGCGAUGCCUCUCCCUCCCCUCUCUUUAGGGAACAACGUGGACUGGGAGUUCCCAUUCAUAAAAAUCCAGGCAGAUUGAAAGCGCUCCUUUUCAGAGCGUAGGACGGUUUGCUGGGCUGAGCCCGGGCAGAGAUGUUCAAAGAUUUCGGAGCGGGCAGGCCACCCACUCCCGGAGGUCAUCGGCCACGCUUACAGGGCCCGGCAUCCACCUUGCGCCCAGGGUCGCAGCAGAAAUACCAGUCUGAUCCCGGGGCUGGCAGCAGCAGCAGCACCCCUGGCUUUGUUCCCAACCUCAACACCAUCACCACCAGCCACGACCUCCAGUGGAUGGUCCAGCCGACGAUCAUGGGUGCCUCUCCAGGGAUCCCCCCUUACCCGCGACCCUAUCGGUACCCACACUAUGCUGCUGGCAUCCGGCCGGGUGUGAUCCGUACCGCCAGUCCCCUCCUAAUGCCCCGGAGGCGUCAUUCGGAGCAUCUGACUUCUGAAGAGGAGGAGCGACGCCGGUUGCGGCGUGAGAGGAAUAAAUUGGCGGCUGCUAAGUGCCGGAAUCGGCGGAAAGAACUGACAGACACCUUGCAAGCAGAGACAGACCAACUGGAAGCUGAGCAGUCUGGUUUGCGGAAGGAGAUUGCGGAGCUGCAGAAACAGAAGGAGCGACUGGAGCUUGUCCUGGAGGCCCAUCGCCCUGUCUGCAAAGUCCCCGGAGAGUCCUCGGGGGAAGACGAAGAGGACCAAAGCCAGCUGGCGGUCAAGCGAGAGUCCCCGCCGGGCCCCAGCGCCCCCCGCCGAGCCGCUCUUGUGCCCCCCAGCAUUACUCUGCCCCCCAGUGGCAUGCUAGAGCCGGAGGCUCUGCACACCCCCACCCUGAUGUCCACGCCAUCUCUCACCCCCUUCACCCCAAGCCUGGUCUUCACCUACCCCACCCCGGGGGACCCCGAUGCACCCUCCAGUGCUGGCUUUCCACCAGAGCCCUGCUCCUCUGCCCACCGACGCAGCAGCAGUGGCGACCACUCCUCCGAUUCGCUCAAUUCCCCAACCUUGCUGGCGCUCUGAGGACCGGAUGGGAUGUUCUGGCUUGGUAGUGGAACAGUCCAGAUAGAGAGCGCUGUCUGGAGACUGCUGGGUUUCAGGGCAGCUUCUGCCCUGGAUUGCUUUUGCUUCGGGGCGGGGGGGAAUUCUACUGGUCAUCUCUAUACCUCGUUUGGGGUCCUUGCCUCCUCUGCUGGCCGUGGGCCUCUCGCUCUCCAUUCUUCACCCAAGCUCUGGAGUCAAGUUACCGGUCCCCAAGAGUGACCAGACAAUCCAUUUUUUUCUUUUCUUUUUAAAAUUUUCGUCAGAGAGUUGGCCUACCAGAACUCCAGUCAUUAAUUCUUUCUCUUUACUAGUGGUCUCCGAGCAGAGGCGAGACAGCCUCUCUUUGGGGGGGGGGGUGUUCUGGAUUUCUUGUAUUGACCAAGGGGGAUUGGAUAGAUGGCCUCAAAUGUCCCUCUCCAACUCUAUCAGCUUAUGACUUCUCACAAAAACAACUUACACUUGAUCGCCUCGUUAUUUUGAAAUAAAAAAUUAUUUCACUCUACGUCCUUCCAUUUCUCAAACCGUCAUUGUGACCUCUUGCAGAAUUGUUUUCUUUCAAAGCCAGGUAAAAAUAGGUCAAUGUGAAUCCUCCGUGCGCUCCCAGGGACUGAUCCCUAUGCCCCAAGUUACUGACAACCUCCUGGAUGAAUACCCCCUUACAGUAUGCCUCCCUGG